CCCAUCUGCUUGUGGUAAACAGAGUUCCUGAGUGAGGCGACAUUUGAACGAACAGAGCAGAAGAAAAUAUUUUACGUGUUGCCAUAGUGAUAUCAUUCAGAAUGGCUUCUCUUCUUCUGCUGUUCUUUCUGCUCAUGAUUCACAGGGUUUCUGGUGCUGAUUGGGGUGUGAGUUACAGUCAUUCAGACAUCUGUGCACUAAAGGGGUCAACAGUGACAAUCUACUGCACUUAUACAUACCCUACUGGACAUCAGAUCCAGGAAAUGUUCUGGACCACAGGACCAAAAAUGCAUAGUGAAAAAAUUCCAGAUCUGUCUAAGGACCCUGAAUACAGUCAGAGGCUUCAGUAUCUUGGAGAUAAACAGCAUAACUGCACCUUUAGACUGAGUCAUGUGUCACAGAAGGAUUCACACAUGUACUAUUUCAGAUUCAUAACCGAUAUAGAUAAAUGGACCGGUUAUCCAGGAGUGAAUCUUACUGUCACAGAUCUUCAGGUGGAGUCUCCUGAGACAGUGAAAGAGGGAGAUUCAGUCCGUCUGACAUGUAAAAGCAGCUGCGCUCUGACUGACAGAGCAACAUUCAUCUGGUACAGAAACUCACAGCCAUUAACUGAGAUAGGAGACAGAAACAAUCAACUCCUGCUGCAGUCAGUCAGAAGAGAGGAUGCAGGCAGAUACAGCUGUGCUCUACAGGGACACAAACUCACAUCAGCACUCUCUGCUUAUCUCAGUGUUAUGUAUCCUCCAAAGCACACAUUUGUAGCAGUGAGUCCAUGUUGUGAACUAGUAGAGGGUAAUUCAGUGACUCUGAGCUGCAACUGUGAUUCAUAUCCUCCUGCUCUGAACUUCAGCUGGUUUAAAGGAGGAACAUUUGUAGGAUCUGGAAGAAUCUACAGCAUCUCAAAGAUCAGCUCUAAUCACAGUGGAGAAUACAAGUGCAAGUCCGUUACUGAACAUGGAGAGGCAUACUCUGAUGCUGUGACUUUAAAUAUCAUGUGUGUAGGAUGUCCUGUGAUAUUGUACAUAUUCAUUGGAGUGUUUAUUGGAGCUGCAGUUGUUAUAAUGGUGGUCCUGGUUUGGGUGAAAAAGAGAAAAGACGCACAGGAGUCUCAGAUGAACCUGUCCAGACCUAAUCACAACAUAUGUCAAACAUCUGAUGUGAAGAUUAUGGAUACUGUAUAUGAAAAUGAAAUGGCAAAGCAGGAUGAAGAAGAGAAAAGACACACAGGAGUCUCAGCAAAGAUGAAUCAGUCUAAAACUUAUCACAACAUAUAUCAAACUUCGGAUGAGAAGUUGCCCGAAUCAGUAUAUGAAGAUGUAACGCCGAUGACAUAGUAUUUGGGACACACAGAAGUGAAGUGCUGAAAAGAUGGGGGAGAAGUUGAACACGUGCGUGUGAGCUAUUUUAUACAGAGAUCAAGGCAAAUGGAUGGGAAAAAAUAUCAUGAAUUGAUAAAAAGUGUUUUUCAUUUACAUUUUGUUUAAUAUAUUUUGUUUACUUCAUUUAUAUGAGUUACGGUGUUUCACACUUUUGUCUCAUUGUCCAUUUAGUCUUCUCUCAUUCAAAGCUUCAGAAUGAAAUAAUAAUGACAACCUACAAUUCUUUAUACUGGUCAAUUUUGAAUGAAAACAACACAGUAGUAUAUAUGUGUAUAUGUACAUGUAGUAGUAUAUGUGUGUGUGUGUGUGUGUGUGUGUGUGUGUAGAGUUUAAAUCAGAUGAAUAGCAUUUCUUGAAAUAUAGAAACAUACUACACAA
This is a messenger RNA of Carassius auratus (goldfish), 1757 nucleotides long. Its product is annotated as B-cell receptor CD22-like. The record is from RefSeq and is a predicted model, not a curated record. Lineage: Eukaryota; Metazoa; Chordata; Actinopteri; Cypriniformes; Cyprinidae. The transcript is spliced from 11 exons. The coding region runs from base 102 to 1334 and encodes 410 amino acids.